CUUAGUCGUACAGCUGGUGGUAUCAGGGGCGGCUGCAUUGAACUCUCUAUAUAUCUCCACAAAAAAAGGGAUUCGGUCGGCCAAAUCAAAACCACUAUCAUCAAAUCCUCGCGUAGUAUUUCAAAGCAAGCUCAAGAUGGAGAAAGAAAUGGUGAUCGACCUUCUUUUACAGGCAGGCUCGAUCCUGGCACUGAUCUUCAUGUUUUUGUUUAUCUUCGAUAUUCCUCGCAAGACCAUAACCAAGCUCAGCAGCUACCGCAAUCGUGCGAAUUUCCAAGCCAAGCAUCACUUCGUUCGCGGCGCCCAGCUCUUAGCCCAAGCCAGAUCUCCCUCCAAUUCCCGAUCCGCCGCCACCUCCUUAGCCAAGCAAGCUGAAGAAGAAGCCGAGAAGGCCAUCUCCCUGGACUCUAAGGAUGCGGCAGCUCAUAUCCUCAAGGCCCUCGCUCUAGAUGUGCAGGGCUUCAAGACCUCUGCACUCGACUCCUUCAACGUGGCUCUCUCGCCUCUGGCAGUGAAAUCGUUGAGCGAGAUAGAGAAGGGCGAUGCGCUGUUUAAGCGAGCCGAAUUGAGGUUGCGAAUGAAUCGGCGUGGUCAGAUGGACUCGGUGAUCGAGGAUCUGAGUCAGGCUGUGAAGCUAAGUCCCGAUAACGCCCUGACCUUCUGUUUGUUGGGAGAAUGUUAUGAGGGGAAGAAGAUGAGAGAGGAGGCUACAACAGCUUAUGAAGUGGCUCUUAGGUUGGAGCCCAAAUUGGCCGCUGCUCGUGAAGCACUGGAUCGUUUGAACUCGUAGUGCAUUAAUGGCUUGAUCAGAAGUCAAGGAGGUUCGUGGUAAACACAAACAGUGGAUUGGGGAAGUCUUCGCCCUCAAUUUUAGUGGCUUUUUCUGGUAAUUGGUUCUGUUUCUGUUGUGAUCAAGCUCUGAAUUACCACGGGAUUGGCCGAGUUGGUUCUUGGUAUUCCAUGUAAGCCGGUCCUAAGUUCGCUACCUUCGUCAAUAGUUGGGGACCACACAACCUGGUAAAAUGCCUACGAUUUACCCUGAUCCCAUGUAUAAAACUUUCAAGGAUGCGGUGCUUGGGUCCGGGGUUUAACACCCCGGUCCAAACCUUGGAGAGGUAGGAAAAGAAGAGAGUGCAGUUCAUAUAUUUGGCACCAUUGCAACCUGUGCCUGCUACAAAUAUGUCUCUGGUUCUCUGCUAUUCUAGAUUGGCAGAAAAUGGUACACAUCAAGACACACAAGCUCAAAGAUUAUGAAGCUGCAAAUCUACACUUGCCGUUUGAUGCUGAGGAAAGAGUUCACUGUAAUUUUUUGCUUUGUAUGGCCACAGGUAAAUUAACAUAGAAA
This is a messenger RNA of Tripterygium wilfordii, 1345 nucleotides long. RefSeq lists its product as uncharacterized. The transcript is spliced from 3 exons. The record is from RefSeq and is a predicted model, not a curated record. Gene Ontology annotation, molecular function: protein binding. Lineage: Eukaryota; Viridiplantae; Streptophyta; Magnoliopsida; Celastrales; Celastraceae. The coding region runs from base 137 to 790 and encodes 217 amino acids.